This is a messenger RNA of Penicillium olsonii, 4200 nucleotides long. NCBI's taxonomy places the organism in Eukaryota, Fungi, Ascomycota, Eurotiomycetes, Eurotiales, Aspergillaceae. The record is from the annotation of a GenBank genome assembly.
AUGGGUGUCCCUAAAUUCUUUCGCUGGCUCAGCGAGAGGUAUCCUGCUAUCUCGACGCUGAUUGCAGAGAGCCGGAUACCCGAGUUCGACAGCCUGUACCUCGACAUGAAUGGUAUCAUCCACAACUGUACACACAGCGACAGCGAUUCUCCGACGUUUCGCAUGACGGAAGACCAGAUGUUCAUCGCUAUAUUCAAUUACAUUGAGCAUUUAUUUGGCAAGAUCAAGCCCAAGAAAUUGUUCUAUAUGGCAGUGGACGGUGUCGCACCCCGCGCCAAGAUGAAUCAACAGCGUGCCCGUCGCUUCCGCACUGCCCUAGAUGCGGAGAAAGCAAAGGAAAAGGCAAUUGAGCAAGGCAUGGAGAUGCCAAAGGAGGAUGCAUUUGACAGCAACUGCAUCACCCCGGGUACCGCAUUCAUGCAGAAGUUGACUCAACAACUCAAAUACUUCAUCAACAAGAAGAUUUCAGAGGAUACAGACUGGCAAGGUGUGGAAAUCGUGCUGUCUGGUCAUGAAGUCCCCGGUGAAGGCGAACAUAAGAUCAUGGAAUACAUCCGAUGCUCGAAAGCGCAACCCGGUUAUGAAUCCAACGUUCGCCAUUGUCUCUACGGCUUGGAUGCAGACCUGAUCAUGCUGGGUCUGCUCAGUCAUGACCCUCACUUCUGUCUUCUUCGAGAGGAAGUGACCUUUGGUCGCCAGGUUUCCAAGAAGCCCAAGGAACUUGAACACCAGAACUUCUAUCUUUUGCAUCUGAGCAUAGUCCGGGAGUACCUGGAACUCGAGUUCCAAGAAUUGGAACAAGAUGGCGCCCUUGACUUCCCAUUCGACAUGGAGCGUGUUAUUGACGACUUCAUUCUCAUGGCAUUCUUCGUCGGAAAUGAUUUCUUACCGAAUCUGCCAAAUUUGCACAUUAACGAGGGUGCUCUUGCCCUCAUGUUCAAGCUUUAUAAGGAGGUUCUCCCAAAGAUGGGCGGCUACAUCAACGAUCAGGGAGUGAUCAAUGUGCAACGCCUAGGAAUGCUUGUGAGCGCACUAAGCUCCGUCGAAUAUAGAUUCUUUGAAGCGGAGAACUCCGAUGCCCAAUGGCUCAAGUCGAAGAAAAACGGGGAUGUUGACGCCGUGGACCCCCGACAAAAGCCCCAAAAGCUCACAAUCACACCGUCUCAAAAGGACAUUCUGAAGACAAUCAAGAAGUACGUUCUCAACCGGACCGAAAGUGUCUCCUCGCCACUGGAUCUACCCCCCACACUUCCAGCUCGCGACCGAAGUUUUGUUGAGCAGCUCGCGGAUGAGCUCCGACUUCCUUGGUCUUCGGUCGAUAAUGACGAUGGAGAUCGCUUCAUGCGACUCCAGCUGCCUCAGCCACACAAGGAUGAUAAUGAUGACGACGAAGACGACGAAGAGGACGAGGAAGCCUCAAUGGCAGUUCAGCGUAUCAUUCGAAAGUACGAGAAGGCCACUGUCCAGGAAAUGACCGCAGAAGAAUCGCAGAAAGCGGCGCAGGAGAAAUACGACGCUGAAUUCUUGGCUUGGAAGAAUAAAUAUUAUCAGACUAAGUUUGGAUGGGGUCUCGAGAACAAGGAGGAGAUGAAAAAGCUUGCCCAGAACUAUGUGCAGGGACUGCAGUGGGUCUUGUUCUAUUACUAUCGUGGCAUCGCAUCGUGGCCCUGGUUCUUCCAAUACCACUACGCCCCUAUGAUUUCUGAUGUAAACGCCGGACUCGGCGCAGAUAUGGAUUUCAAGUUGGGACAGCCAUUCCGACCUUAUGACCAGCUGAUGGGUGUUUUGCCUGACCGCAGUAAGAAGAUUGUUCCUACCGCCUACUGGGACCUGAUGACGUCGCCCGAUUCUCCCAUCUAUGACUUCUACCCCCGGGACUUCGACCUUGACAUGAACGGCAAGAAGAUGGAGUGGGAAGCCGUGGUCAAGAUUCCCUUCAUUGACGAGAAGCGGCUUUUGUCCGCUUUGAAGACCAAGGAACACUUGCUUUCGCCGGACGAGAAAGCAAGAAAUGACUUUGGCGCUUGCUUGAAAUUUACAUACUCAUCAGACGUCAACUACGUUUACCCCUCUUCGAUGCCUGGCGUGUUCCCCGACCUUCCAAAUUGCCACUGCAUUGAAAACAUCUUUGAACUCCCCGCGAUGGAUGGAUUGGUGCCCUAUGCCGGUUUGAUGGAAGGUGUGCACCUGGGCGAUGCGGCAUUGGCUGGCUUCCCUAGCAUCAAGACACUGCCCAGUCACGGCCAACUCGGCUUCCAUGGUGUUUGUGUCUUCCAACAGGACAGCCGCAAUGAAAGCCAGGUUGUUACACUACUGGACCCGGGAAGCCGCUCGAGCGUCGAAAUGGCCAAGAAAAAGCUUGGACAACGUGUCCAUGUUGGCUUCCCAUUCUUGCAGGAAGCUCUUGUCAUUCGCGUCUCCGACGAACUAUUCGACUACAUUCUCCCCCCAGGAGAAACACAUCCCGUUUCAAUCCCUCAUACCCCUCAACAAAUUGAGCAGUGGAAAAAGAAGGCAGUCAAGAUUGAAAACACCUACAGCAAGCGUCUAGCAACGAUCAUCGGCGAGGUUGAGGCAUUAGUACACAUCCAACCCCUCAAGGGUAUGAUCAAGACCGACGACGGUGCCACAAUCAAGGACUUUGCCGAUAUUCCAGGCCAGGAGACAGAUUACGCUCUCCAGGUUAUCGUUGAUGAGGUGAAAAAUCCCGAUCAACGUUUCAUCGAACGAGCUGCUGUUCCCAUUGAAGAAGAUUUCCCCGAGGGCUCUCGUGCUUUCUUCCUGGGUGACUUCAACUAUGGAAGACCUGUCCAUGUUGGUGGACAUGAGGAUGGAAAGGUCAAUGGAUUGAUCGCGGCUGUCAAAGGACGAGAGCCCGAGUUCGGCCGGGAUCGCGUGAAGGCGGCAGAGCAACUUUGCCCUUACAUGCCUUCUUACGCCGUUGCACGCAGCCUCCGCCUCAAUGCCCUGGUAUUGGCUAAAAUCACCUCUUCUUUCACCGUUGAUAUUGAGGGCACACGCGCAAACCUCGGCCUCAACCUAAAGUUCCAAGCCAAGCAACAGAAGGUUCUCGGUUACUCUCGCCGAGGAGAGUCUGGUUGGGAGUUCAGCCAAAAGGCAGUUGAACUGAUUCAACAGUACAUGAUCAACUUCCCUGAGUUCAUCGCUGGUAUCCAGCGCAACCCUCAAAGUGAUCGUUACUCCCCAACUGAUUUCUACCCGGAGGAGAUCGCCUCUUUGAAGAUGAAGGAGAUCAAGGAUUGGCUCAAGUCCAUUGAAGCCAAGAACUUCGAAAGAGUUCCCCUCGACGCCGAGCAGCUUGACUCGGAUAUUGUGAUGCUGAUCGAGCAGGAUGCUGAUCGAUUCAACCUAUCUCAGCCACAAAUGCAACCAAAGAAGGUACGGGGCGUGCCCCGAGGUGCUCUGCUUCGACCUGCGGACGUUGAGCACCGCCUUGGAAGCCAAACCUUCAAGCUCGGCGACCGGGUCGUGUACGCGCAAGAUUCCGGUAAAGUGCCAAUCGCUACCCGUGGUACUGUGGUCGGCCUCACCAGAACCCCUCGAACCAUGCUCCUGGAUGUUGUCUUCGAUUCAUCAUUCAUGAGUGGUACUACGCUCGGUGGCCGAUGCUCGCCAUUCCGCGGCCAGACUGUUCCCGCCAUCUCCGUUCUCAACAUCUCCCACCGUCAGCUUAUCGCCAGCUCUCGUGCCGCGAAUGAUCAACAGGCCCAGCAGGCCCCUCUUCCCCUGACAGUUGCCGGGUACGGUGCACCCCUGGGCCCCGGUAGCCAGGGCCAACUCAGAAAUGCCGAUGCCCCCGCUCCCCUGACGGGCUCUUUCAGAGGCGCAGUCUCUGGCCAAGGUUCUGGUGCCGGUCGUGGCGGCCGCGGUGGUUAUAACAACGGCCAGCAAACCACUCUCCCCUUCCGUCCCCACUCCAACGGUGGGCCUCCGCGCGGCCCCCGCGCGCGUGGAAAUGGCCGUGGUGGCGCUCGUGGUGGCUACGUUUCUGUGGAGCAAGGAGACCCGAGCGAGGGCGUCAUUCAAAACAACCCGAACUUCCGCCCCCAGAACUACACGCAGGUCCCGCCUCCACAGGGACUGGACCGGGGGCGCGGUCGGGGGCGCGGUCGCGGAAACGGAGGUCGAGGUGGCCGCGGCGGCCGCGGCCGCGGUGGGCCUCAAGCAACUGCAGAAUAA